Messenger RNA from Punctularia strigosozonata HHB-11173 SS5, 645 nucleotides. RefSeq names its product DUF1768-domain-containing protein. The record is from RefSeq and is a predicted model, not a curated record. Lineage: Eukaryota; Fungi; Basidiomycota; Agaricomycetes; Corticiales; Punctulariaceae. The coding region runs from base 1 to 645 and encodes 214 amino acids. The transcript has a single exon.
AUGGCCCGCCGUACGGCCAAGCAGUCUCAGCAAGCCUCCGCGUCCGGGUCUACAAACAAGCCUGCCCCCGCCAAGCAAGCUACGUCAGACCCCAGCAGCUAUCCCAAGCAGUCGGGGAACUGGCUCAAGCACAACCACCUCUGCUUCGGCGGGAAGAAUCGCCAGUCGGACCCCAAUGCCAAUUUCCUGUCCAACUUCUAUCCUGCGCCGUUCGAGCUAGACGGGAUCCAGCAUUAUCACGUCGAGGGCGCAUUCCAGGCAGCCAAGUAUUUGGAUUUGUCUGAGGAGGGCAGGAGCCCGACUUACGCCCGACGGAUCGCCGAGACCAAGGAUCCCGCGGAGGCCAAGAGGUUGGGCCGGCAGAAGCGGUUGAGCGCGGAGGACGUGAAGACGUGGCAGGAGGGAGGCGCCGAGGCAGCAAUGAGGAAGGCGAUCGCCGCCAAGUUCGCUCAGGGGUCCGAGCUGGCGGCCAAGUUGCUCGACACGGGCGACAGGGUGUUGGUCGAGGCGACGAGGGACAAGUUGUGGGGCGCAGUCAAGGGUGUCGGGAAGAACAAGCUGGGCGUGAUUUUGAUGGAACGCAGGGCACAACUGGCGGAAAAGCAGAGGGAGGAUGUCGAUGCCAGGAGCGCCGCUCAGGAAUAA